AUGUUGCAGACUCGGUACCUGGCCUCCUCAAACUUAGCUGGCAAUCCCCACUACUGGUCAGUAGACAUUGCUGAUGUCAAUGACUCAGAACAAGGCCGUUUCCUAUGUGAGGUUGUGUGCUUUUCAUAGAGGGAAAUCUCUUCGCACCGACCGGGAAGUGGGAGCGGUGAACUGUUGCUUCAAAUAAAAAAAUCAUAGCUGAAUUUAGUUUUUUUCAGGAUAGUCGCUUCCUUUUUAAAAGCCAGACAUACCUGACAAUGAGUUAUUCUAAUCAAUAAGUACAUUGAUGAUAAAGAGAUUGUACUGAAAAUCUGGGAGAUAAUUAUUUGUAUGGCUUUAAUGUACUGUAUUUUAAUAAAUGUAUAUAUAGAAAGUUUUAAUUCUAUCAAUGUUUAAUUGGUUUUUAAUUAUUUGCCCCCUAUGUUUCUAGCUGUUCUUAUUUUUAUCUGUAAGCUAUCUUGAGUCCCUGACAGGGGUGAAAAAUAGAUAACACUGAGUACUAGAUUAUUUAUCUGCAUGAUUAUUAUUCCUUCUUUGCUGCUUUGAGAGAUUUUGCCAUCCUAUAUAUAAUAGUCCAGUUGACAUUAUAUACAUACAUUAGCAUAUGCAUAUUUUACCCAAAUGUGUAGUUUGUCCUCUUUUCAUUACUAAUUUUUAUUUCAGCAAUUUGUAUCACAGUUUUCUCUGAGCGGUGUACGGGAGAUCCAAUACAACAAGACAAAAACGAGUUAAAACUUUAAAAUCAGAAUUCAGUGAAAAAGAAUCAUACAUUCUGCUGGAACGACCAGAAAAGCCUUCAGUAAGUGUGGGGAGUUAAGCAGGGAGCAGGGCCCUGUCUGACCUCCCUUGAAGACCUCACCAGUGGUGUAGCGUGGAGUGGGGCAGGAAGGUCAAGGCCCCAGGCCCAAAUUUAUGAGAUGGCACAAUGAGGUGCCCCCACGUCAUCUAGACUGGGGCCAUGGGGAGGCAAGCAGUGUCCAGGUGGGGCUUUGACAGCAUUGGCAGGAGCAACACCUUCUCAUGACCGAUGAAUGGAUGCCAGCAUGCGCCCUGCUGCUGGGCCAGCCAGGAGGGAGAGGGCACUGCCACUGCUGCCACCCGCCAAGAAAGGAGGGAGGAAAGCACCUGCAAGGACAGGAGGGUGAGGCGACACAACAGUGGUCCUGGAUUUGUGUUUCUCUGCCUUAUCUCUGCUAGGUUUGCAAGGAGACACUCCCUUGAUUAGACACUGGCCAGCGAAGGGACUGACUGUUCUCCAGUCCAAUACUUGUCCUGCCCUGCGCUCCGGCAACCCACGCUAUGCCCCGAACCUCAUUGAUUGAGUAGGGAUGUAAGGGUUAGGGUUAGGGUUUGAUAGCAAAACCACUCGGCAAAGUUCCUCGGCUAUCUGCUCACCCUAAAAUAAUGUUAACAUUUUGCAGUAGUUUAAUGAAAUCCAGUGAACCGCUUCUUAAACAACAGUGAAACACUGCCAGUUAAAAUUUCAUGCCAGUCAGGCUGGUUUACCCAGCUACUGUUUGAUAACAUUGGCACAGAUAAGCAUUGAGUGUUGCUGACUUCCUCUUUGCAUUCUUUAUUUGCUUCAGCUUUUGUAUUCUUUGCCGACCAUAUUACCAGUUAAAUCUCAGUCUCACUUUCCCAGCUACACUCAUCAUGCCUUUAUUACGUAGCUAGGUAUGUAAAGGGCCCAGAAAACACCACCCUUAAAGAUAACUCAGAGGGCAUCUUGCAGGUAGCCACGGAUUGUGUGCUUUGCAUCACUACCGUUCCCUAUCAAAGUAUUCCACGUAUUUUGUUGGUAUGGUUAGCAAGCAGCCUAAAAGCUACCCUGUGGCUCACAUUCCACCCACCUUUCAUAUCUCAGGUCUGUAUCAUUCCCCUCCACCCUGCAUGCCACAUUGGAAUUCCUGAAUGAGAUCCCAGAAACUGGACAUACCAAGGGCAGAAUUUCCUUAUAGUGGCCAAGUUGUUCUGAUGCUCAAUAUCUUUUAGACGUUGACCAAUUAGACUGUUUGCUUUAUUGGGGCCCAUAGUGAGUAGGUGUUGUCGGGAUAGGCCACAAGAGUGAGUUUUUUAGGGAGGACAGCGCUGCUGGAAGGCUGGAGGAGGUGGGCUGUGGCUGAAGGGCGGCUCCUCCAGUGGGGAAGAGGCAGAGGCUGGACGCGGUGCCUCCUGGCUCAGCUGGCUGCGGUGGCCACAGCAGACGGAGGCUCCAGGCACAGCGCUGCUUCAGCGCGGCAUGGCAGAGGCGGGCGAGGGUGGUGAGCCGAUGCCAGGAGGCGCCACGUCCAGCCUCUGCCUUUUCCCCGGUGCCCUCCAGAGCGUGGCGCCCCGGCGCCCCUAGCUUUAUGGGUAAGACGCCCCUGUAUACAGGGCCUUUUUUGAGAGGAAAGGUGGACAGCCAGUGACAACAAAGCCAAGGGAUUCCAAGGGCCGACUCUAGGCCCUAGUGGGUGCCUAGCAUUACUGACCGCUGAUGCCAGCCCUGCAGGUAGGAAGGUGCAGCUUACCCGGCAGGUUUAGGAAAAGCUGCAUGCAACAAAAUUCCAUCUUCCACACAACAGCUGUUAAUAUACUGCUUUCAUUCCAGAAUGGUUUCUAAAGAGUUUGCAAGCAUAAAAGCAAUUGCAGAAUCGAUACACAGCAAAACAACCUCACCAAAACAUUAAAUACAUUCAUAUUUAAAUUUUACAAUAAAACAAACCCGUAAAAACCAACACUUUAAAAAGUUGGCUCAGGAUGGUCAGGGGAAUGCUUGCGUAAACAGGUGCAUGUUCAAGAUACAAAAAUAAGCUAUCUCGGUGUUUCCAAAUACGGUAGUCUUCAAAAGGUAGAGAGAAUAUAUACUAGCUCUGCCUUACUUUGGGGCAGGUCACCCUACCUAUAAUGAUUUCUGAUCAUCUAAUGUACAUCUGAUAACUUUUCGUACACCUGAAGCAAAGUUUUCUGCCAGAAAGCAGGGGAAUUGUUUUACGCACAGGGAAAUUUGAGGCUAAAUCUAAUGAUGGCACUGCUGAAAUUUGAGACCCCCAAGUGUGCCAUUGCGCGAUAGCUCAAGGACUGUCUCUCCCCAUAUGAAAUGACCUGGACCCUGCAAUUAUCACCUGAGGCCCUUCUUUGAGUGCCUCCUGUGAGAGGUCCAGUGGGCAGCAACACGAGAAUGGGCCUUUUCUGUGGUGGCUCCCUUAUUUGUGGCAUGCUCUCUCCCCAGGGAGGCUUGCCUGGCGCAUUCAUUACAUACAGUGGUACCUCGGGUUACAGACGCUUCAGGUUACAGACUCCGCUAACCCAGAAAUAGUACCUCUGGUUAAUAACUUUGCUGCAGGAUGAGAACAGAAAUCGCACAGCGGCGGCAGCGGGAGGCCCCAUUAGCUAAAGUGGUACCUCAGGUUAAGAACAGUUUCAGGUUAAGACCGGACCUCCAGAACAAAUUAAGUUCUUAACCCGAGGUACCACUGUAUCUUUAGGUGCCAGGCGUAAACAUUUCCCUUUUUCCAGGCCUUUGGCUAAUUAAAUUAUCUUGUCCUUUUUAACUGUAUGUGGGGGGUAUUGCUUUUCUUUCUUCCUAUGGCAUGUAUUUUUAUGUUUUUUUAUUGUAAAGUGCCCUGUUAUCCUGGAUGACAGGUGGCACAGAUAAUGAAUUGAUUGAUGAUGAUAAUAAUAAUAUAUACAGCUUGGGACCAGGAUACCUGAAAGAUUGUCUCAUCCCUUAUAUUCCCCUUCAACCACUACGCUCUACAAGGUGAGGGCCUCCUGAAGAAACUAUCUUACUGGAAGGUCAAUUUUGCUUUUAGCUUUGAGGCAUCUGCCCUGCCCUGUGGAAUCUCCUCCCUACGUACAUCCGCUUGCUGCAGACCUUCCUCUUCCAACAAGCCUUUCCAACUGAGAAUCGUUCCCAGUCUGUGCCUGGGACCGUUUUAAUUUUAGUUUAAUAGUUUUAUCACUGUUGGAGAUGCAGUAGGGAUAAUGCUUCUCUAUUGAAAGAUUUUUGGCAGAAGAUAACUGAAACUAUCAACAGAACUGUGUGGAACAACCUUACAUUUACAGAGCAAAAUAUCCGCUUGAAUUACGUACAUACCCAGCACAUGGAACCUUACAAAAGGACAAUACAGGUGGACUCUCUCUGCCUUUACCACAGCAAAAAGACUGAUCCUGAUGAACUGGAAAAAUCAAAAUGUGGCUCCCUUUUAAUGAUUGGACUGAAGUCUUAUACAAACUCGCAACAUAUAAACAACUUGCAUACAAGCGCAGAGUUGCCAUGGGCAAAUUCAAUUACAGUGGUACCUCGGGUUAAGUACUUACUUCGUUCUGGAGGUCCGUACUUAACCUGAAACUGUUCUUAACCUGAAGCACCACUUUAGCUAAUGGGGCCUCUCGCUGCCGCCACGCCACUGGAGCACGAUUUCUGUUCUCAUCCUGAAGCAAAGUUCUUAACCAAGGUACUAUUUCUGGGUUAGCGGAGUCUGUAAGCUGAAGCGUAUGUAACCUGAAGCGUAUGUAACCCGAGGUACCACUGUAUAUUUGGAAUCCAUUCUUACAAAUACUGUGAUAGGUUAAGGUCUGGUGAAAUACAGUAACAACCUUGUAAAGUAUACAUUUUAGGGGUUUUUCCCCUUCCCCCUUUAUUUUCCUUUCUACAAGGGUUCUCUUUCUCCUUUUCUUUACGUCUCACUACGCGCAUAUUCAGUGCGCAUAUAAUUAUGUGCUUUUUGACCUUUCAGUACAGAAAUUUAAAUUUCUUGUUUUAUCACUUGUUUGUCGCCCUGGGCAACUUUGGGAAGGCUCUCUACACUUCACCAAUCCACAAAUAAAACGCACACCUCCUCCUCCGGGGGAAGCAAAUCCCACUAAGUCCAGAGGGUACAGGGAAACGACGGCACAUCCCCACCCCACCGAGAGAAAAGCAGGGGACUUUCUGGGGUGGGGGAGGUUGGCGGCAACAAGUGAAAAGCGCAAGGGAAAGUGCGCGCUCGCGCCCAGCUGGUUGCCUGCGGAGGCCCCAGAGUCCUUCCUUUCCUGUUGACUCCGACAGCGCCGCUUCUGGCUGAGCCCGGCCCCUUCCCCUGCCCCCCCCCCCCCCGCUCACACUUUCCCCCGUUUCCAUCACAUGACGGGCAGCUGGGAGGGGAGGGGGGAAAUGAGCCGAGUUCUGGAGAAGUGACGCGAGAGGCGGAUCCCGCCAGUAUAAGACGCCCCGCCGACGCGGCGCUCGGCUCACUGCUGCCAAGUUGGGAAGCGCGCGCUGCUGUUUGUUGGCUCGACGGCCCUUGGGGACGAGGAAGUCGUUGGACGGUAAGAGAAGCAACACCCCCUCCUACCCCGGAAAAAAACCCCCCAAUGCAAACGACGAGAAGUUUCUCUUUUACCUGAGGGAGUGGAGCCUUCGCUCUGCGGGCGGGAAGCGCUUUUACGCGGAGAGGGAGAAACGCGGACUUGUGAGGGGCCUGAGGUGGCGCCUCAGGGUUGCUCCAAAACGGCCUUCUGGGGGUCUUUCCAAAAGUUCGACAACUUUGGGCAGAACUAUUGAAGAAAUGCAGCUCAACAGCUUUGCCCCCAAACCGAAAAAAGCUCAGAAACUUUCCUGUCACUGUUGGGAAUAUGGCAACCCUCCCCUCCGGGUCUGGAGUUUCCUUCCUCCCCUCGCCACGCCUUGAAGGCUCUUGAAAUCUGGCUUUGCCUGGGGAGGAAGGGAAGGUUGGGGUGAGGUUGGGAGAGAGGAGCCUUCGACGAACCCAGAAGCUGUUGCGGAAACUGCGAAGUUUUUUGCGGCUAAGGGAAAGGGUGGGCUGCUGCGCACCGCCUAAAGCAAGGGGCACUUUCCUCUUCCCCUUCCCCUCGCCAUAACGACGAGUAUAGAGUUGGCCUUGUGUGUGUACUGCUGUUCAGGUUGCCACGUGACUGGCUGAGGGGGAGAAGAACGGGGCGGACUCCGGGGGGUGGGGGGUGGGCAGCUGCCCCCACCUAAAUCAAGUAAAAUAAAAAUAAAAAUACUUAACUAAAAGUAGAAGGGGAAUUUUUAAUGUCUGGUGUUUUAUCGUGUUUUUAAUGCUCUUGUUGGGAGCCGCUCUGAGUCCCUGGGGAAACCAAGCCCGAUGGGUGGGGUAUAAAUAAUAAAAUUAUUAUUAUUAUGGAAAUUGUAGAAAGAUUUUUGACGGGUUUUUCUGAGCGCAUGGGGUCAGAAGAAAGUAGUUUUAGCUUUCGAAUCUGCUAGGCAAAGGUUGAUGACAAGUGGGUGUCCUGCCUCCCCCCCCCCAAAAAAAAUCCUGGCUACCUGCCUCCCCCCCAAAAAAAUCCUGGCUACGCCCAUGGGGUGGAGGGAACUGGGGCAGAGAAAGAAGGAAGGCCGGGCACAGUCCUGUUUCCUUUUAACAGUCUAUUUCUAGGCUGAUGCACUUGUGAAGGACUUUCCCUCCCUGGAGGGAGUUGUGUUUACAAUGACGGAUCAUAUCCGCUUUCUUCUCCCACGCACCCCUUUCAAGGCUGACUCCUCCAAGCUUCCUGCUUUUCUCUGCCCCCCCCAACUUCCCUUGUGUUUAUAAUCCCCACCUCCUCCUCUCUGAUAUGUACCUUCUGUGCCGGUUAUGCUGCCUAAGUCUGUUGGUUCUGACUUUUUUUUUAACUUUGCAGGGACAGAUACGCAAAAUGGGGGUCGACGGUGGUAUGAAAUGUGUUAAAUUCCUGGUUUUUUUCUUCAACUUCAUUUUCUGGGUAAGUUGAUUUGGAGGGCCUUGGUGCUUGAAACGGCGAGGAGUAGCAGUUACUACUUGCCUACUUAAGAAAAAGAACUCCUCAAAACUGGGGGGAAGGCGGUGUUCGUACAACAAAAUUUAUGUAUCUUGACUGCUGGUAUUUUCUAUUUGGCAGAGAAGCUGGAUAACGGGCUUAUAGAGCCUUCACAUGACUAUUUUAAAUUCUGUUCAUUUUGUUUUAACUUUUUUUAACGGCUUGACUAUACUCCUUGUAGGGGCUACUUGUUGCCAAAAAUCUCUGGCUUCUGUAAACACUAGCAAACUUUCCUUCCAAGUUCUGCCGGACUUGAGAGGUAGUGUGUUUUGAAGAGUCUGACUUGGCUUCCUUGGUCUGUGUUACAUUUUUAUCGGGCUUUCCUGUAAAUGAUAUAAUCUGAGGCAUAUCUGAAUUACAUGGUUUGGUCUUCUCAAACCAGUAGCUUCCCUGGCUUCCUCGCAAAGACCCUGGGAGUUUAGCUUUAGAGAUGCUGAUAAUCUUUCUAAAGAAACAGCUGGGGGCUUCACGGAGCUUUAGUCUCCCUCCCCCCCCCAAUCUCACGUCUCCAGGAUGGUUUGGGAGUCUGAUAGACAAAACUGAUGUUCCUAUUGAUUGAGAAAAUAGUAGUGAUCUUUAUGUGUUACUCAGGUCUACAGGCACUCAUGGUUUCGAGCAAGUAGCUUGCUUCCACACAACUGGAACACCCAGUGAUUUGGCAAACCUAACUCGCAUCAGCUGUUUGCAGUACUAGGGACUCCCUUUCAGACAACUGUGUUCCAUGUAUGUUAAAGAGCAGAGCUAGUAUGUGCAAGAAAUGUGUGAACAAGGCUAAUAUAAGUAUUGAAUGUGAAUGUUCAAGAUUGUUUAAUCCUCCUCCCCGCUUGGGAAUAGGAAGUCUGUAAAUCACUGUCCAGAAAUGCUCCUAUUUGUCCUGUGAGGGUGCAUCCAGCCAUUGGCUCCAUGACCCUGGGAUGUUUUGCAUGCAGGUUGGUGAUUGCCUAGUAGCAAAUGCAGUUAAUGCCAACGGGCAGUUCAAUAAACAAGUACAUUGGUUAUCUGGCACUUUCUAGGAGGCAAAAGGGCUAAUGGGUUCUUGUCAUUCAUAGAAUCAUAGUGUUGGAAGGGACCCAAGGGUCAUCUAGUCCAACUCCCUGUAAAAAAAGUAUAUGGAAUGCAAGGUAUGCAGCAUGUGGUGUGUAUUAGAAAAUAAAGAACAAACUUUCUCUAAGGAUCAGUUCAGUCCUACUGCCUCUUAAACAGAGAUGUCAGCUCCUGAGGGCCGAGCCCUUUGGGGACCCCUAAAUAGUUUUGAGGUAGGGCCCCUCAAUGUCCAAAAAGGGCAGUGUGGCUCCUCCUCCUCCUGCCACGGAAGAGGAGAGUCGAAGCAGCCUCCCACUGGUGUUGGUACCAGCAGGAGCCGUCCACUUGCCGCAUUUGGCUUCGCCCCAGCUCCUCCUGAAGUCAUGACAUAGAUGCCACGCGUGGUAUCACACACUCAACAUUGCUCCCCCUCCCAAUCACCCUCAGAAGCUGAUGGGGUACAAAUAAAUUAUUAUUAUUAUUAUUAUUAUUAUUAUCUCUGCUCUUAGAGCUGUGUUGGUGAAGGACUUUGCUUGUACCACGCCAGCUGUCAUGGUGGUCUAGGACUAGUGGGGACUGACAUAUCUACAUAUAGUGAACAGCAGCUUCUGGUGGUGGAACAAAGCAGACAGGGUUCCUUUGCAAUGCUUUCUGUACUCUGGAAGGUGAGGUCAGGGUCUUAAUGCACUUUUAAUGAUGCAGGAUGAAUCACCCACCCACAUGAAAUUUGUGGAAACGGCCUUCCUGUUGCUCAGCAGCAGUGCCCAGCUCAUCUCACUGCUCCUUACAGACACCAGUUAUUGCUCAGUCUCUGAUGAAAUUCCUGUGUUGCAUGGAGCCAGGGGUAGUCGGCUUGCUGCCUUCCAUAUAAUUCCCACUUCUCAUCAGCCCCAGCCAUUAUGACCAAUGGUCAGGUCUAUUGAAUUUAUAAACUGCUUCUCACAACAGAAUGCCCCAAUGCAGUUUAGAAGAAUAAUUUACUUGGGAUAAAAUGAAGUGACAAAAGGAGCUGUAGUCCAUCAGCAUCUGGAGGGAACCACAUUAACUAUCCCUGCCAUCAAUUUAGUAUGGGAGCCAGGAGAGAGGAUAAACCUAAAAACAGAGGAUGGAAGACUUCCAAUGGAAUUGGAAGAGGCUUGGCUUGGGUGUCAGGAAUCAUGGACAGAAUUUUUAGUGAUCCCCUGUGAUGGGUUCAGCAUUCAAGGGAAAUAUUUUUCUCCUCUUUCUCUUGAUUGUUUCUCCCUUGUCACUGGAACAGCCUUUCUCAACCUUGGGUCCCCAGAUGUUGUUGGACUGCAACUCCCAUCAUCCCUAGCUAGCAGGACCAGUGGUUAGGAAUGAUGGGAGUUGUAGUUCAACAACAUCUGGGGAACCAAGGUUGAGAGAGGCUUCAGAAUGGCAGGUGUGGCAAGUGUAGGAGUGUCCGCUGAAUGGAUGAGUGGGGUGAAAAGAGUGAGAAUGGAGGAGAUGAUUUGCAGCAGGAGUGGGAAACUGUGGUUCCUUCAGGUGUUGCUGGGCUAUGGGAAGAGUUCAGCAUCUCACUUAGAUUAUUGUUCCAUCAAGGUAAGUAUUUUGGUUUGCUUGAUGGAAAACACACACACAGCCCUCUCCUCUCUCUCUGAACUGUUCCAGGGGCUUUCCCAAACGGCCCACCCUGAGCCAAUUUUGGGAGCUGCAUAAGGGGAGGAGGAGAAGCCAAAUUGCAAAAGAGAUUCGUUGGUUGAAUCCUGCCUUCUAACUCCCAUUCUGCUUAACAUUGGCCAUGGCGGAUGAGGCUGACGAGAGUUGGAUCACACCUGGAGGACCACUGGCUUUCCAUCCCUGGUUUAGAAUCAUGAUAAGCAGUUAUUUCUGGCGGGUGGCCAAUUUUAAGAAUUAUUUGGUUGGGGUGGCAAGGCAAGAACAAUUUCAGUUUCAAUCUCUUAAGUUCUGUAGCUAUGAUGCAAACUGAAGCCUAAGAUUUCUGGCAUCUUGACCUGAUCUCUAGUGGUGUCUGUCUGUCUGUCUGUGUGUCACAUGAUAUCAUAUCACAUGAAUAUAGCUAAACUGAAGGAUGCAUUCACCCAGCUAUAUUUGCCUACUUAACUUGCCUACGUCGAUUGACAAAGAAAAUGUCCACAAAGUAGUCAAGUCUUAUUGCAUAGGAUCCUCACCUCUUUCUCUUUUGCUUCUGGGCAGCAACUGGGCAUGGGCGUGGGCACAGCUGCCACCCACUGAAGGGAUUGAAUUGACUCAAAGGGCUCCCAUUGUUACUCCCUCUAAACCUGGGAUCUUUUGGGAUUAUUCAGUAAGCAAGAAUGUUUUACAUCUGUCUUGUUACACAGAGGUAAAACGUUCCUUGCCAGGUGCAUCCUGUUGCUGCUAUCAAGCUAAUCACAUUAAUAUCUGUAGUCAAAACAGCAACCCUGAUGGGGUGUUAUUAUGCUGGGAAGAGGAGAACCAACUUUUUAAAAGUCACAUGGCUUUAGUGUUGGAAAAAGAUUGACUAGCUGUGCUCACAUUUUCACCUUUCUUUGUGUCACGCUGACCAGGUUCACACAUGCUAAGGUGAACCAUGACUUGGCAUGAACAUGCAAGUCUGUGGGCUUUGGGAGGUUAUGCUGGAGGUACGUUGCUCCGCUGUCUUUUUGCUGCUGUGUCACAAUGAGCUUAAGCCAUGGUUUGGCUUAGCAUCUUGCCUGGGCUUGUGGUUUAGCUCACCUCAGAAACCAUGAGCUGUAACCUAUUGUUACAACUCGCGGUUAGUCUGGAGAGCACUUAAGUCAUGAACCUGAGUUCAGACAACACAUUAAUUCGAACCACAGCUUAGCUUAGUGUGGUACAGCAGCAAAAUUUUGACUUGGGCAGAAGUGAAGCAGCUACAGUCUCCUCUGUAGGUGCCCAUGCAUCUGAGUUCAGUUGUGGUUUGGCUAAGUGUGACGUGCAAACCAAGCCAGUGUUUGUUUUGCCAGUCAUAAAGAUGGGCGAGUUAGCAACAUGUUUGAUUUCCCUGUUAAAGUGAUCAGAAUGGUAAAUACAGCCUCUGCGAAUGGAGAAGGGGUGGUGGUUACAUGUAACUCUACUGAAGAUAAAGGAUCUAGAAUCCAAGCUCCAUCCUGGACCCUAGAAUCUGAAAUGAUUUCUUCAGUUGUUCCUAGUAUACACACCAAAACUUGAAUUUCAAAAACCCCACUAAUUCUAAGUUCUAAAUGCGUGUUUCCAUUAGUCUCAGGCAGUUUAUCUUGUGGCUCAUCUUUUCCACCAAGUUUUUCAGACUCGGAAUCGCAUGCUUUGAAAUCUAUAAAGUAUACAUACAAACUCCAAACUCAUAUUAUAUUUUAGGUCUUUCAAAAUGUUAUGUGAUUAGUAUUCGUUAGGAUCCCAGUGUUCAACUAGAGCUGAAAGAACUGAGCUUUUCUCAAGUUUUCUGUUUUGCAUGUAGAAACCAUACGAAAAUAUGGUUGCUGUUGCCUGUUUGAACGUACCAAAUAAAAAAGUGUGUCGGCUUGCUAUUGUUAGGAUGCCACUUGGUGCGAUCAGUGUUAUGAUACAAGCCAGGAAGUGGCAGAAACUGUGGCUUCACCCCUGCUUGGGUAAUGGAACAGCAGUGUGAAGCAUUUCCUGGGUUCAGAGGGGGGACCUUUUGUAUGUGCUCUUUUUAUAGGCACCUCUUUCAUAUUUGGCCUAGUUGCUGCUGUGCCUUAAGUACCAAAGCAGUCAAGAUUGUUUUAUACAUGCCUCCUCUCUUCAAUGGCAGAAGUGUACCUAUGAUAGCCAGCUCCACUAGAGUCCUGGGGAACCUUAAGGAUUAACCACCUCAUUGUGUCUUGAUGUUUUGUUCGGUGGAGCCUUAUUUGCCACACCCAGAAGUCUUAUCCUCAGGCUAUUUAUUUUGUUAAGCAAUCUCAUUUCUAUCCCUUCAAGAAGCUCAGGCAAUGUCCGUGGUUCUCCCUUCGUUUUACCCUGUUAGUCAUUCAUUCAUCCCAUACUUUAAAGUGCAUUUCAACGUCACUUUCCAAAUUGCAAAAUGUCUGGGUUUUUUUAUUAAAGUAUAUUUGUUGCACUAGGGCAACAGAGCACUUUAAUGUGCCAACAUGCACUUCAAUCCCUCUCACAAAGCAGUGAAAGUCUGGAGGGACCCUAUAUAUUUAAGUUUAUUCAUCUCGCCUUACCAAUUCUUCACCAAUGAAAAGUGGGCCACUCACACCCACCUUGAUUGGGUCUCAUUUACACCUGUCUCUGUACACCUGAUCUCUGAAUUGCUGGUCUUUGUGCCCUAAUUUUUGUAAACAUUUCUUCCUCUGUAUGUGAGUGAGAGAGAUGAAUAUACCUCACCAGUUCAGGACAACUCUUCAUGUAUCCGGCAUAGUUAGGCUGCAAACCACAAAAGCUUAUUUAAAGAUGCCACAAGACCUUGCUUUCUUCCAAUUACCAAUGUGAGAAAUGGAGGGAACUGACUUGGCACUGCUUGUGAAAACACCCCCAUGUUAUAAAAACAAUUAUGCUUGGAGUUACCAUAUGGUUCAGGAAGGAUGAGGUGGGGAAAUGUGUGUUUGGACUAGGACUACUUGCAGAAAUUGGCUUAGACUGGGGUUUUUUGUUGCUGGUGUUGUUGGCCUACAGUGCGCUUAGCUGCCUUUCGCGUUUCCACUUCCUGUGCCUUGGGAAAGCAUGCUAUCCCCAGAAAACAUUAACCCGAGUCGGCAUAUGAUCAUUGGAGUUGAUGGGAUGGUUUGCUUUGGUCUAAUGUAAACAGCAGCCAGAUGUCCCUUGGAUCUGCUGGAAGAGACUUAUGAAGGAACAAAGAUAUUAGCCUGGAGGGUGUGUCUUGGGGGCAGAAAGCCAGUAAUUCCUGCUUUCUGUGGUGACUGCUGCUCCAGAAAAGGUUUCCAGCAUAAAAUGCCCUAUUGUUGAGUCCAGGCGACAUCUUCCUUCUGUAACAUGAACAGGAAACGGUGUGACAGAAGAGAUAGCAACUAAUGAGACUGCUUAGUCUUAGCGUAACCCUUCCUGAUUUUGUGAACAAUUGCUGUACUGCCUGCACUGUGGCCUGUUUACCGCAGCACUUUGGGUGGGAUUUGGCACAGGAAUCACGUGGAGGUUAUACAGAACAGCCCAGGUGCAGAGAGCAAGUGAAGUCGGAGGAGGGAUUUCUGGAGACACCCUAAAGCUUAUUCUUGCACGCAGAAACUCACUAAAAGCUUUUGAACCAUGUGCACCCCUCACGCCUGUUGCAAUGAGGCAAAUAAUAAAAACCAUUUUCUUUUGACACUGGCUGUUUGUCUCCAGGAAGGAAAGGGGGAAAUUGCAUGUGUGGCUGAACCACUCCUGCAAGACAAACGGACAUCGCCCUGUUUUUAGUGCCUCCCAACAGUUUCUGCGUUCUCUGGUGCUCUUUUGUGAACACCCCUCCAUCCAUCCAUCCAUCCACAUACAUACCCACCUCAGAUCAGAGUUAGCCGAUUUCCCCCUCAUAUUGAGCCAGUGGGAAUAUCCACAACUUGCCACCAGAGUUUUCCCCUGGCGAGUGAUGGUGGUCAUGGAUCUAUGCUGAUCUGCCUGCAAGUUCAAAGCUUGCUGUGGGUAAUCUGGAAACUGGGCUUGGGCCUCUUUGCCUUAGGUGGAUCCACCCUGCUGUGAUAGGGCAAGGUAAAUAUCAGCUCCAGGAAAUGCAGCACCUAUUUGGGAACUGGGUGGGAAUUUGACCCUACAGCUGUGCUGACUCAGUCCUGAGCUGGGUGCCUUCAUCUGAUCUUGCUUAUAAUGGUCUCUGUUUACUCUGACUCUCUUGGUACCUCUCCCUGAUAAAUAACUGCCCCGUUAAGACUAUCUUGCUACAGUUGUCAUUCUUCUGUUUUGGUCUCUUUCUCAUAUAUGUGACCUGCUGCCAAAUCUACAGUAACUUGUGGGUGGCAAUUUGAUGCUACUGCACAUGGUAUCAGUGCCAAAGUGCCAUGAAUUAACGUACCCUGCCAUUUUUAAACUGAUAUAUUUUAUUGAAUGUUCAUAAAGUUUCACAUAAACAUUCCAAUACAUAAUAGGUUAUUAUUGUAUAACAAUAAUACAAUAAUAUCCAAUUCCUUCUGUUGCUCAUAGUUCACGUCCUGCUCACAAAUUCAACAUGCUAGAAUAUUUCUUUACAUUAUCCAAAAAAGGCUUCUGUUCUUCCAUAAAACAAUUCCCCAUAGUCCAUCACUUUACCUAUCCAUUCUUAUUUGGUGGGAAAUUCUCCCAUCUUUCCAUUUUUAUGCAUAAAGAAUCCUAGCUGCUGUCAUUACAUACAUAAACAACUUAAUCGUUUUUUAUUGAACUUCUCUCCCUAUAAUCCCUACCCUGCCUUUUUUUAAACAAACAAACAGCAGCUUUGGUUUGCUCUGGACUGUUAAUUAUGGUGACCCUAUUAUCAUAACUGCACUUUGCUAGUAUAUCUUUCAAGUAAAAGAGCAAGCAAGCAGGGCAUGUUUAAAAAGCAUGUGACUAGGCCCAAACUGCAUCCAGUUGCAACAUACCAAUGUGCUCCUUCCCUUCUCAUUCCUCCAUAUUCACAGACCCUGAGAGUAAAUGUUACUUAAUGAGUUAUCUUUUUUGAAAGAAAGAAAGCAAAAUGGCUUGGUCAUGAAAGCCACAAGGACAGGAUAUUGCAGAAUAAGCGUACACAGCAUCUGGGGUGGAGAAGCCUUUUAUAAUCAGCCUGUUUGGAUUAGGGAAAAGCAGGCUGUGAGCCUUGUUGUGGAAAUGGAGGUGUUUUUAAGAACACAAAUGUGUCACUUUUACCUGUGAAUGUUGGGAAGGUAUGCCUUCGAUAGUAUUAAAACUCUAGGACAGGCUUCCUCAACCUCGGCCCUCCAGAUGUUUUGAGACUACAAUUCCCACCAUCCCUGACCACUGGUCCUGCUAGCUGAGGAUCAUGGGAGUUGUAGGCCAAAAAACAUCUGGAGGGCCGAGGCUGAGGAAGCCUGCUCUAGGAGCUGAAUUCAUCCCUAUUCCAGAUCCCUAUUCAGUAUUAAGGGCCUACACGCUUAGAACCAUGUGAGGCAGAGAUAGGAAACUUGUAAUGCCCUCCAGAUGUUACACUCCACCUGUGAUCACUGGCCAUGCUGGCUGGGACUGAUGGGUAUCGGAGUCCAACAACAUCUGGAGGGCUGCAGGUUCCCCAUCUCUGAUGUAAGGGGAGAGCAGUGCAGAGGCAUCUUUGCCUAUCCCCAUCCCCUUCUGUCAUAGUCCCAGGAGCCUGGACCUGCAACCCCCCACCCCCAUGCCUUUGAGCCCAUUUAUGUGCUGGGGGAGACCUGCUCUUACUUGGCUCCCUGCUAAGUUUAGAACUUCAGACACACAGGCUUCUAAACUGUGUGGGGAGCAGAGAACGGCAAGCUCCCUGCUGAAGACCUUCAGCCUCUGAAUACAUGGUAGAUGGUGGGACAAGACAAUGAGGAUGCGAUAUGAGUCCUUUAACACCUGAUAGCACUUUCCACUCCUUCUAAUUCAGAUGCCUUAUUGCUGGCAGAAGCACUUGGUGGAACCUGCAUUUAAACAUGGAUGCAGCAGGGUUUGAAAUUAGCAGGGCGCCAGGCAAAUUUUGCGCCUAAGGUUUCUCCAUUUGCGAACGCUGUGGGUUAACCACAGGGCCUAGGACUUGCCAAACAGAAGGUCGGUGGUUCAAAUCCCUACGACGGAGUGAGCUCCCGUUGCUCGGUCCCUGCUUCUGCCAACCUAGCAGUUCGAAAGCACAUCAAAGUGCAAGUAGAUAAAUAGGUACUGCUCCAGCGGGAAGGUAAACGGUAUUUCCGUGUGCUGCUCUGGCUCGCCAGAAGCGGCUUAGCCAUGCUGGCCACAUGACCCGGAAGCUGUAUGCUGGCUCCCUCGGCCAAUAAAGCAAGAUGAGCGCCGCAACCCCAGAGUUGGUCACGACUGGACCUAAUGGUCAGGGGUCCCUUUACCUUUACCUGAAAAAAGUGGCUGCCAUUUUUUGUGCCUGGCACACUCAAGGAUUACUGAAAUGUAUGUGCUUUGAACCCUCACAGUGUAUGUUAAGGAUAGGCAAUAUGUUAAGGAGUUUAACAACAAACAGUAGAGUGUUUUGAAUACUGAAGUAUGGUAUUUAUUUAUUUUUAUUUUUUGCAGACAGCAAAUUAAACAGUAUUAACAGUUUUAACAAUGUAUGUUAAAAAUGUCAUAUUAACAACGUGUCACUUAUAUGAAUUGCAUAUUGGUUCAGGAUUAUCAAAAUAAAAUGUUGCCGACCCCGCUCCCCAAAAUGGUGACUAGACAAUCUGUUUUGGCGCCCACAACCCAGGUCCCAGGAGCCAUUUGGCUCCUAGCUUUUCUACCCUGGUUUCUAACACUGCAUGGAUGGUGUAUUUGAGCCCAGCUUUAGUUGUUAACAGGCUGUUACCCCCUUGUUGCUUAUUACGAAGCUUUGCUGAAGUAUUGUCUUGACAUCUUCCUUUUUAUUUGAAACCACGAUGCACACCUUAAGGUCAAAUCAGUGGUGAUUUCACACUGCAGAGUAGCUGGCAGUGCAAAUUUUACUUCAGAAUGAAAAGCAAAUGUUAACUCUGUUCUAGUGUCUUGUAGUAAACAAUACCUGUAAAGUUUUUUGUACUUUGAUUUCAUUAUAUGUGUUGGAAGCCGCCCAGAGUUAUAUAUUAUUUAUAAUAUAUAAAUAAAAUAAACAGAAUAAAUAAUAAAAUUAUUAUUAUUAGUUAUUAUCCCCACCCCCCUUUUGGUGCAAUUGUGAAUCUUGAUGCAAUAUUCUGCCCGACUCCAGUGGUGCAGUUCUUCUGUUGGUUAUGCAUGGACAAUUCCGCCACUAAUGGUUGGUUUCUCUUCCACACAGCUCUGCGGCAUUGCUCUGAUCGCCUUGGGCAUUUAUGUACAGAUUGAACUCAAACACACCCUGGUGAUGACCAGCGCCUCUGCUUCAGGCCCUCCCAUUGUCAUCCUGGCUGUUGGAGUUAUAGUCUUCUUCAUCUCCUUCUUUGGCUGCUGCGGAGCGUUAAAGGAGAACUACUGCAUGGUCACCACGGUGAGGAGAAUGAAGGGGAGCUAGGCAUUGGAAUCGCAGGGUGGGAAGCUGAACUCUUAGAUCUGACUGGCUGGAGGGAGCUAAUAUAGCUUAGUAGUCGGGACUGCAGCCUCUAAAGUUCCAUCUAAUCCAGGCAUCUGAGCCUUUGGCACCCCACCCUUUCUAGAGCUUGAGAAACUGAAGGCAGUAAGGAUAGCGAAUAAACCAGGCAUAGGCAACCUUCGGCCCUCCAGAUGUUUUGGACUACAAUUCCCAUCAUCCCUGACCACUGGUCUUGCUAGCUAGGGAUCAUGGGAGUUGUAGGCCAAAACAUCUGGAGGGCCGAAGGUUGCCUAUGCCUGGAAUAAGCCGUGCUUGCCAAGUACAUAAGUUACACUUCGUUUUACUGCUGAUCUGACCUGUGUUGUUAACCUUGCCCUGCUACAGGUCUCAAAACCAUCUUGCCCAGGGGUAGUCAAUAUGUUGCUCUCCAUAUGUUGUGCUACGGCUGCCACCAGCAUAACGGUUUCAUAAUUUUUGAACACGAAACAUGGGUUGUGUGUGCGUGUGUACACACUAUGCAAAAAUCACAAAGCAGGAAAAACAAUGAAGCCAGCCAAUGUCUCUACAUACUUCAUCCUUAUUUAAGACAUUGUGAUACUUCAAUAUAUUGCAAUGUUUAGCUGUCGCUCAGACCUAGCCUCAGUUAGCAUGGCCAAUGGGUGAUCAGGGACAUUGGGAGUUGGGGGGCACCACAUUGGCAACUACUGUUCUAGCUUGUUGUCAUUGUUUCCCAUUUUGAAUAUUGGGAGUCAGGAUGGGGCAAAUCACUGGCUUCACAGAACAGAUUUGAUAGGCUUUGAAUAAGAAUGGGUUCUGUCUCCUCUGGCUGGCUAGGCCACUGCAGACAACAGGGCGGGAGAGUUAUUUAGGCAAAGCUCUCCUUUUCAGAGGUAGGGCUGCUUCUUAAGUGGACACAGUCUUUGCUGUCAGAAGGUGAGAUUCAUAUGAAUAAGGGUGAAGGCCCAAAAUGAAGGGUGGCAGUGAGGCUGGGAUCAACAAGCACUCCAUAGAUAUUAUUAACAAUUGCAUUUCCUUCAAUAGUUCGCUGUGUUGCUGACACUGAUCUUCCUGGUGGAGAUUGCAGCUGCCAUUGCUGGCUACAUCCACAAAGAUGAUGUAAGAGAUGCCUCUGGGUCCCAUGGUUGUGGGUAAAGGGUGGUUCUGCUGUUAUCUCCAGAUGUUUGCUGCAACCCCCUGGAGCAGUGGUAGCCAACAUGGGGGUCUCCAGAGGUUUUUUUCUUCCAUAUUUGUUACUGAUUUCAGAGGUUUUACAAAUUUACUUAAAUUUCAAUAUGUUUUACUUAGAAUUUUGACUUUUUAAAUUUUUUAUUCAAUUUUCUGUUUUACAAUUUAGGAUAUUCAUUUAGACAACUUUAAAAUAUCAGUAACUUCCCUUCUCUUUUCAUGGUUCAUUUUGCAUAGCAUAAACCCCUGCCUGUUUUAUAUAAACUAAACCAUUCAGUAUUUCAUUUUCACUUCCAUCAGAACUUAUUUACACUGUUGAAUUUAUCUUAACGUUGCCAGCGUUUUCAAGUGUACACAAUUUCCCCCAUAUAUUCAAUAAACAUUUUCCAAUCUUCUUUAAAUGUAUUUUCUUCUCGUUCUCUUAUUCUAUAUGUUAGAUCCGCAAGCUGCGCAUAUACCAUCAGUUUAAGUUGCCAUUCUUCUUUGGUUGGGACCUCGCUCGUUUUCCAUUUUUGGGCUAACAAAACACAGGCCGCUGUAGUGGCAUACAUAAAUAACAUUUUCUUAAAAUAAAAUUUACUUCCCACCCUUACCUCCAUGAUGUUUUUAUUCCCACCCUUUAUCUACUGCUUUAUAUAACAUAUUUUUAUCUGAUACAAUUAUCCUCAAUUUCACUUAUCAUUGUUUUCUUUCCGCUGCUUGUAAUUCAAACCCUGCCCACUUUUUUUUAACUAGAAUAACUUGUUAAAAUAAAGUUUCUUUAGUCACAUGCAGACACUUGUUAUCAAGAUUCAGUCAUCAUAGUUCAAGUGUCAGACAAUUAAACAAAUCACUUCUUCCAAACAUGGCACAAGAAGUUGACCCCAUCAAAGCAGACCACAAAAUUUAAGUGUUUGUUUGGAUGAUGUUCUUCCAUACAUGUUGAGCUUCUUCAGGUAGCAGUCUUAUUGAGUGAAAUAAUAGACGCAUUAUUCUUGUACGUGUGUGUUUUCUCAAUGUCUGUGAAAUGUCAGAUUUGAUCCAAAGGCUUCCUCUUGCUUCCAUUUGCUCCUGGCGGGCUUACGCCAGGUCCAGCUUCUUCUGCGUGACCGCCAGCUGGUCCUGCAGCCGCUUCUUCUGCCAGUCGAGGUAGCGCCUCCGCGCCCUGUUUGCCUGCCAACCCACCAGCAGCCCCGAAGCGAAGGCCAGCAGCACCCCCACCUUCACAGAGCACUCUGAGCGCAGCUCUGAGCUCAGCGCCAUGUCCCCCCCCCCCCGCCCACGUUUUAAUUUGACUGUAGCAGUUCUUCAGAGGGUCUCCACUCUUCCAUAAACAGUUUGUCACUUUGAUCUGCUAUUUCACAAUUUCCACAUAGUCCAUUAAACUUUUGAAGUCAUUCCUCUUUGGUUAGUACCUCUCCUCCUUUCCAUUUCUGCGUGUACAGGAUUCUGGCUGCUGCUGCUGUUGCAUGCAUGAAUAGUUGAACCAUCCUUUUUGGGACCUCCAUCCCUAUUAUCCUUUGGUAGGAAAGCUUCGGAGCUUUUGGGAAUAACCAACAUGAAUUUUUUUCUUCAAUUCAUUAUGUAUCAUUUCCCAAAAGUCUUUAGCGUUUUAUACAUGUCCACUACAUAGGAUAAAAUGACCCUUCAGCAUGUUUGCAUUCCCAACAUUUAUUUGACACAUUCUUACACAUCUUAGCCAGUUUGUUUGGUCAGCAGGUGACUUUUAGCUAGAACAUCCCUCGCUUCUGCCAUUGGCUCUCCUGGAUGAGGUUGAUGAGAGUUGAGAGUCCCAGCAACAAAUAGAAGUUGUAUGUUGGCCACACCUGCCCUAGAGAGAGAUAGGCAAAGGGAAUAUCUAAAGAGAAACACUUUUCUUUUUAAUCACUGGAUUGACCCUGAGGUUGAAGACCAUCACUAGAGAAUUCAUCCAGAAGUUCCUCAUGUUCUCACAAGAGGAGGAACUUCCUCAGGCACGCUUAAUUUACCCAUGUUUUUGGUCUUGGCUAAAUCUUAAGGAGGCUUAGUCACCCUCAUCAGAUGUCCUAAAUUUAAUUCUUCCCUUUCCUUUUCUGCUUGCUUCCUCUUCCAGAUCAAAACGGUGAUUGACAAAGAAAUCAGGGCAGAAAUAGCAGUCUACAAAAAUAAUCAAGAAGUUAAGAAUAUGUUGGAUGACAUGCAGCGGAAGGUGAGUGUAACAUAGAAGGCCUGCUUCCUAGAUCUAAUUGUUGGGGAGGCAAUGCUGGCAGGGGAUCGUCCUUGUUUUCUGAUGGCAUCUUCUGCUAAGAGCAGGGAACAAAACCUCACCCAUAAUUUGAAGGGUAACUCUGAACAUUUUCAAGGGCCAAGGUGUACCCAGUGGGAUUCUUCACUUCUUGGCAGAUCCCCAUGUCAUAUCACAGACUCCUGAAAGUGCCCUCAGUAUUAUAAUAGUUUUGCCAAGCAAAGCUGUCUUGGAGAUAUGGAUCUGUUGGUACAUUAGAUCCUCCCAUUUUAAAAAUGGCAUUGCUGCGUUAAUAUCCCACCUUUCCUCUUUAAAGACAGUAAGUCAACCACUGAAAGGUUGAAUCAGUGCUGGGGUGGAAUCAGUGGCCAUGGUGCAUGUUGGUGCCAGUGACGUGGGGAAAUAAAUGGAAGGUCCUGGAAACAAAAUCUAAGUUGUUAGGUAGGUUGUAGAAAGCCAGGGCCUUCAAGGUAGAUUCCUCUGAAAUGCUGCUGGUUCCACACAAGAGAUUGCUUUCUGAAACCUUUGUCUACACAAGCAAGCAGGUACAACCAGGCAGAAAUGGCCCAGUUUCUUUUGGGGUGGCAAUAACAGCUUUGUAACACUGCAAAUGAACAACAACAAUGAAAAAGGAGUUAGAUUAAAUCACUAUAAAUUGGUGAUUCAGAGGUUUAAUUUGAAAUCAAGCUGGAUUUGGUAUCUCUGGUAACCUCUCUGUUAAUGUUGGCUGUAUGAUCCGUAUUGUUUUAUUGGUACUGUUGCUGCAGAUUUGUUAUGGCCUUUGGCUAAAACAAUAAACUUACAUUGAUUGGUAUAUGUAAAUGGACAAUUGCCAACAAAGACCAAUAGAAGUCACAUUUGAAUUCAAAAAAAGAAACUUCCCAAAAAUGAGGGGUAUAGUAAAAAGAUGGUGAAAGGGAACCUGGUGGAGAUAGUUGUUCUUCAACAGUAUGCUAUUUUCAUGGUUGAAAAUCUACAUAAUUGAUAUAGAGUAUGGGCACAAAGCAGAAUGGAUGACCAUAAGAAAUUAGACUCUAUCAAGAUGAAUGACGGUGCAGCCCCUGUACUGGUUUUUGACGAAAUUGAAGCUGCCAUCGGUGCAAAUGAGAUGGCGAAAUAACAAAGAAAUGUUUUAGAAAAGGGCAACCAAAAUUAUCAAGGCAGUGGCGCAAUUUGCCUACGGUGAAUAGUUAUGACCUGUGGUGCUUUUCAGUUUUGAGAAAAGGCAGGUGAGGAGGGGGCAUGUGUACGCUGAUGCCUGGUGUGGAGAAAGAGAAUGGAGAAGCUUUUCUGUCUUAUGACAUUAGAACUCAAGAGACAUCCAAUGGAGCUGAUCAUUGGAAUAUUCAGGCUGGACAAAAAAUACAUACUCUGCAUGCCUCUGAAUAUCAGUUUUUGGGAAUCGCAAGUGGGAAGAGAGUGCUUGCCUGCUUCCUAUGGUUAUCUGAUUGGCCGCAGUGAUAGUAGUAGGCUGUUGAACUAUAAUGGGUCUUUGGCUUGAUCCAGGAAGGCUCUUAAAAAGGUAAAGGGACCCCUGACCAUUAGGUCCAGUCGUGACCGACUCUGGGGUUUGUGGCGUUCAUCUCGCUUUACUGGCCGAGGGAGCCGGCGUACAGCUUCCGGGUCAUGUGGCCAGCAUGCCUAAGCCGCUUCUGGCAAACCAGAGCAGUGCACGGAAACACCGUUUACCUUCCCGCUGGAGCAGUACCUAUUUAUCUACUUGCACUUUGACGUGCUUUCGAAGUGCUAGGUUGGCAGGAGCAGGGACCGAGCAACGGGAGCUCACCCCGUCGCGGGGAUUCGAACCGCCGACCUUCUGAUCAGCAAGUCCUAGGCUCUGUGGUUUAACCCACAGCGCCACCCGCGUCCCAGGAAGGCUCUUACUAUGUUAUUAAAGACUGUUGAACUUGAACCUGGAUUCAGUGAUUCAACGGGUAGUUUUGUGCAGAUCACUACAGUUGCCCUCUGUUCCCUAUUUGCAAAAUGGGAGUGAUGGAUGGAUUACCAUGCAGAAUACUUGGGUAUGUUAAGGAAAUGUUCUCCGUUCUGGGAGUUAACAAUCCCUGUUGGCCUGGAAGAUACUAAUCUCUCUCUCCCACCCUCAUCUCUCUCCAAUUGUAGUAUAGCUGUUGUGGAGCCUCCAAUUACACGGAUUGGUUUAACGGAACUACGCCCUCAAAUAUACCUUCAUCCUGCUGCAAACACAAUGACACCGAUUGCCAAAAGAAUCCAACCGUAGAAACAAUCAACCAGGAGGUAUGAAUGGAUGAGUGCUGGGGAAGGAGAGCUUUGUUCCUAGCAUGAGGGUUUUGGCGGAUGCUAUAAAACCUUGUUCCCUCUCUCCCUGCAGGGCUGUGUAACAAAAAUAGAAGCCUGGUUGAGGAAACACAUCAUCAUUGUGGCUGGAGUGGCAUUGGGCAUUGCCUUCUUUGAGGUACCAAGAAUUAUAAUAGAUUAUGGGGAACUGUAGGUGGGUGGCUGGGUGCACAUGCACGCACAUCUGCACCAUGAUGUUGUUACACUGGGGCAAACUACAGUUCUGUCUGUAUUCAGUGCUUUUCUUUUUUAAAAAGAAGUUUUGACAUUAACAUCUGAAUCUUUCAACCCGGAUAAGUGAUCUGGGUUAAAUAUUUCCAUCAUCCUGGAUAUUAGUAUCUUUAGUUAGCAGCAAUGGAAUCUGCAGGACUCUGAAACCCAACUUGUGGCUUCUGGGCAAGCCUGCUUUUGGGACUUCACCCAAGCAUUGCCCACCUAUUUCUCCAGAGUUUUGUUCACAGUCUUAAAAGGUUUAGAAACGGCUCCCCCUGUCAUCCAAACAAAAGGAGAAGAUACUUGAACUUGGCACCAUAGGUCCAUGUAGAACUUGUGAUUCAGUAAUCCAAUGUGCAUCUGAUGUACACAGAGUGUUGCGUUGUAUCCUGUGUCCCAUCUGUACUGCUGACUAGCAGACUAGUGUGUAGUGUUAAGCUGCGAAGUAAUGCUAUUGGGGUUCUGCAGAGCUCUUCCAUGCCACUUUGCUCCAGCUCAGAAUAUUCCCCCAGCUUGUCAAGUCUAUACUGUGGGCGGUAGAAAUGUGUUGGCCCACGUUUGAUUCACUAAUGCAAAUUGCAAGCACUGGAGAGAUACCGGUACUGCUUGCUGUCAUUACAACCGUGGUGGAUUGUGCCCUUCAUUUGGCAGUCUAGUGCAGAGCUCGGGGCAUGGGGAUUGUUACGGGGAAAUGGGCUACCUGAGUAAACAGAAGUAGCUUGUGAGCUAUAUAACUGGUUCCUGUGGCAUGUGCAUACCGAAGGAGGCCAUUGCAGGCUUGAGCUGUUUGGACUGUAGAGGGAUUGCCUUGCUGCCAGUUCCCCUUGCCUGCAAAGUUAUGACUGCCUAAACAAUCACCUGAAGUGGAGACCUAAAGGACUGUAGCUCAGUAGGGGAGUAUCUGCUUUGCAUGCAGAAAGUAAGCAAAUAACGGCUCUGCAUGUAAAAGUUAAGCAAAUUUGGUGGUGCAUUUCAAAGAGCUGAGCAGGAGAAAUUUCCUGCACACACCCACCCUAGGAAAGGAUGGGAGAAGUGGUUGCAUGGCCUCUAUUCCUUGUAGGGCCACUGUGUAGUGAAACAUUCACUUACUUGCAAAUUACACCUUGCAGCUGAUACAAUUUUCUUGUAACUUCUUUCCUCAGCUCCUGGGCAUCAUUUUUGCUUGUUGUCUCAUGAAAGGAAUCCGCAGUGGCUACGAGGUUAUGUAGCCGCAUCUCAUCUUAUCACAUCUGGUUACUGCAGCAGCAAUCACAGAACCCCUGGGAUAUUUCUGUCUCCUUUUUCUGGGGGUACAACUGACCAUUAUAUAUGCCUGUAGAACAGGCGUUGGGUGAAUGUCUCCUCUUCUGUUCCCUUUCUUGAACACAUAUGCCGCCCUCCCAAGGAUUCACAUGUUGCCUUAUCUCUCCCCACCCUCCAAUCCCCUAAUGGGAUGUUUCCCUCAAAGUUCCUAUCUUCUGUGCCUCAUUCAACACUCCAUUCCUACUUCAAAAGUUGCAUUAGCUUUCAUGCUAUACUUCACGAUCUAGUGAGCAUCUUGUGAUACACGACUGCUAUUGUAUUCCAGCAAAUUUUCUUAGUCCCUUUCAUAGGCCUGAGCAAGAACCUUUGAACUUCUGCUUCUCCCAGAUUCAAUCUUCAAGACUUCUGGACCUGCAGCAUUUCCCCCUGACACCUCACCUAAUAAGUAGACUGCUAUAUACUUUAGGAUGCUCCUUUUCCCCCCCUUGGAAAGACUGUCUGUUUAAUCAAGUGAGCAUAGUUGUUUUGGAAACCACAACGGGAUGGAAAAUUGUGGGGAUUUUGUUUUUUUAGCCAGUAAUUCAUUAUUUGGAAAAUAAAGACAUUGUUUCUCCCAUGUG
Molecule: messenger RNA, 24631 nt
Organism: Podarcis lilfordi (Lilford's wall lizard)
Lineage: Eukaryota; Metazoa; Chordata; Lepidosauria; Squamata; Lacertidae
Source: the annotation of a GenBank genome assembly